Messenger RNA from Phaeoacremonium minimum UCRPA7, 1686 nucleotides. Its product is annotated as putative amidase protein. The coding region runs from base 1 to 1686 and encodes 561 amino acids. NCBI's taxonomy places the organism in Eukaryota, Fungi, Ascomycota, Sordariomycetes, Togniniales, Togniniaceae. The transcript has 3 exons. The record is from RefSeq and is a predicted model, not a curated record.
AUGGUGUUCUUUCUAGAUUAUUUCCAACACCGCCGCGAUUGCCAAUUCAAGCAAGCACAACGUGCAGAUCGGAUUGCUGCACUUACCAGUUACCAUGGGCCAUUCACGUCGUCCGACCGCGAGACGGUUGACAAGCCUAUUGAGGAGCUUGUCCAAGGUGUCCGCAAAGGGGUCAUCCAGCCACUAGACAUUCUACGGACCUACGGCAAAGUCGCAGUCAAGGCUCACGAGAAGACCAACUGCGUGACGGAAGUCCUGCUCUCCUCCGCAGAGGGCUGGCUGCAAGACGGCUCGAUCAACCUGGAUGGGCCCCUGGCCGGGAUCCCCGUCAGUCUCAAAGACACGAUCGUGGUGGGCGGCUACGACACCACCGUCGGGUACAGCAGCUUCGUGGGCAACGCGGUGCCCAAGGACGGCGCCAUCGUGCGGCUGCUCAAGGACGCCGGCGCGGUGCCGUACGUCAAGACCAACCUGCCGAUCACGCUGCUGAGCUUCGAGUCCACCAACGACGUGUGGGGGCGCACCACCAACCCGCACAACAGUAAGUACUCGCCCGGCGGAUCCAGCGGCGGCGAGUCUGCACUGCUGGCCCUGGGCGGCCGGAUCGGCAUUGGGAGCGAUGUUGCGGGCAGCGUGCGUGCCCCUGCCCAUUUUGCCGGCUGCUACAGCUUGCGGUGCUCGACGGGCAGGUGGCCGAAGUUCGGCAUCUGCACCAGCGUGCCUGGACAGGAGGGUGUGCCGAGCAUUUACAGCCCAAUGGCGAGGACGCUGAACGACCUUACCUACUUCACUAGUGCGAUUGUCGGGAUGCAGCCGUGGAAAUAUGACUAUCAGGCCCAUCCCAUCCCCUGGAGAACGGAUGUAGUCGAAGAGUAUAGCUCAAAGAAGCAGCUACGAGUUGGUGUGCUACGAACUGACGGGGUUGUUGAUCCGAGCCCGGCCUGUCGCCGAGCUUUGGAGAUGGCGGAAGCAGCUCUCAAAGAAGACGGUCAUGAAAUUGUCGAAAUUAACCCUCCGAAUAUGUACUACGGUCUACAACUUGCUUCAUAUCUCCUCAAUGCCGACGGCGCGCAGAUGUGGAGGACAUUUAUGAGAACAGGUGAAUGGAACGAUGCUGGGGCUGCUCAGCUUGGCUUCAUGGCAAAUCUCCCAAGUCCGCUCAGAUAUAUCUAUUAUCUCUGGGUCAAGUAUGUGCGAAGAGAUGAAAUCUGGGCUGGUCUUAUUCGCGACUUCCGCGCAAAGACAGCCUUCGAGAACUUCCAGCUGGUUUCCAAGCGAGAGGGCUACAGGGCGGAGUGGUACGAGUGGUGGAACGAGCAGAAACUGGACUUCGUCCUUACACCUCCCAAUGCUACACCCGCUGUUCCUCAUGAUGGCAUGAAGGAUGCUGUUAGUAGCUGUGGCUACACGUUCUUGUUCAACCUGCUGGAUUACACUGCCGGAGUCAUGCCUGUGACUCAUGUAGACAAGGCUCUGGACCAACUACCUGCCAGUUUCGAUAUCAAGAAGCUCAAUGGCGUAGCUCAGGGAGCGUAUAAGCUAUAUGAUGCGGAUGCGAUGCACGGCCUCCCGGUGGCAGUACAGGUCGUCGGUAGGAGACUUGAAGAGGAGAAGGUGCUGGCCAUAAUGAAGCGGAUAGAAGAUGCACUUGGUGAACAGAAAUACAAGUUGCUCGAGCUUGACUAA